Cladophialophora yegresii CBS 114405 is the source of this 1029-nucleotide messenger RNA. RefSeq lists its product as uncharacterized. The record is from RefSeq and is a predicted model, not a curated record. Bases 1 to 1029 code for a protein of 342 amino acids. Gene Ontology annotation, molecular function: oxidoreductase activity. The transcript has 4 exons. NCBI's taxonomy places the organism in Eukaryota, Fungi, Ascomycota, Eurotiomycetes, Chaetothyriales, Herpotrichiellaceae.
AUGGCAUCAGCACCAAACCUUCCUGCCGAAUACAAGGUCGGCGUCUUCGAGGCCAAGGGCGAACCGAUCAAGUUCAAGCAGGUCAAACUCGAAUUGCCAAAGCCUGGAGAGGUCCUGGUGAAAGUUCUCGCCUGUGGUGUCUGUCAUUCCGACCAUGCCGUCCGCUUCGGCCUGUUCGGCAAUAGCUUCCCAAUCGUCCCCGGCCACGAAGUCAUUGGGGAAGUCGCUGCCAUCCCGGACACAGAGAAGAAAUGGAAGGUUGGCGACCAUGUUGGAGGACCCUGGCAUGGGGGCCACGAUCAAACUUGCGUCCCAUGUCAACGCGGCUUGUUCCAGAUGUGCGAGAACGAGGCCAUUAACGGCGUCACCAGGGAUGGAGGAUAUGGAGAGUACGUGACUCUGAGGACCGAGGCGGUCGUCCGGAUUCCCAGCGACGCAGACCCUGCCGAGUACUGCCCCGUACUGUGCGCUGGUGUGACGGUCUUCAAUUCUCUCCGACAACAAAAGGUUCUAGCGGGUUCGACCGUCGCGGUACAAGGACUAGGUGGACUAGGCCACCUUGCGUUGCAAUAUGCCAACAAAGCGGGAUACAGGACGGUUGCCAUCUCCUCCAGCGCCGAAAAGAAGGACUUCGCCAUGCAGUUGGGUGCUCACGACUACAUCGACGCAUCCAAGGGUGACAUUGGCGAACAACUUCAGAAGCUGGGCGGAGCAUCCUGCAUUCUUUUCACGGCCCCCAACGAGAAACUCAUUCCCUCGCUGCUCAACGGCUUGGGACCACUGGGCAGAUUGAUCGUUCUGGCCGCGGCAGGACCAGUCGAAGUGAACACGGCGUCCAUGAUCGGCAAGGGAUUGAGCAUCCAGGCAUGGCCCAGCGGGCACCAACUAGACAGCGAAGAAGCCAUCUCGUUUGCUCAGACGCACGGCGUCAAGUGCAUGAUUGAGAAAUUCCCUCUUGAAAAAGCCAGCGAGGCCUUGGAAAAGAUGACCAGUGGCAAAGUCAGGUUCCGAGGGGUGCUCAUUCCGUAG